Messenger RNA from Salvelinus namaycush (lake trout), 1106 nucleotides. RefSeq names its product motor neuron and pancreas homeobox protein 1-like. Gene Ontology annotation, biological process: regulation of DNA-templated transcription; central nervous system development; endocrine pancreas development. Bases 63 to 989 code for a protein of 308 amino acids. The record is from RefSeq and is a predicted model, not a curated record. The transcript is spliced from 3 exons. Gene Ontology annotation, molecular function: DNA-binding transcription factor activity, RNA polymerase II-specific; sequence-specific double-stranded DNA binding. Lineage: Eukaryota; Metazoa; Chordata; Actinopteri; Salmoniformes; Salmonidae. Gene Ontology annotation, cellular component: nucleus.
GACACUUCAAUAUCGUUUUGAUACAACUGUUCAACGUCUGCAAACGACGGACACUGGUUCAAAUGGAGAAAUCCAAAAAUUUCCGCAUUGAUGCGCUUCUGGCUGUUGACCCGCCGAAGGUGCAGACAUCUCCGCUUGCGCUUGUGACUUCUUUAUCAUCCUCUUCCAUUUCAUCGUCCGGAAGUGUACCAAACUCAGAAUUGAAUGCCGACUCUUUACGGAAUGAGACGCCGUCUCCACCUAGGAUUUCCCCUUCUGGUUUGAUUCCUAAACCAGGCUUCUUGAACAGUCCCCACAGUAUGCUUGGAUUACAUCCACAGAGCAGCGCAGGAAUCCCUCCCCAGGCUCUCUACGGCCACCCCAUGUAUACCUACUCCCUCGGGCAGCACCCUGCCUUGUCCUACUCAUACCCGCAUGGGUCCCAUCACCACCAUCCAUGCAGCGACUCCCUCAAACUCUCAGCCGGGACGUUUCAGCUCGACCACUGGCUGCGAGUCUCCACAGCGGGAAUGAUGCUACCCAAAAUGCCCGAUUUUAAUUCUCAGGCCCAGUCAAACUUGCUUGGAAAGUGCAGAAGACCAAGGACUGCAUUCACAAGUCAGCAGCUACUGGAGCUCGAGCAUCAAUUCAAACUGAAUAAGUAUCUGUCGCGACCGAAGCGCUUUGAGGUGGCUACAUCCUUGAUGCUGACGGAAACGCAGGUGAAAAUUUGGUUUCAGAACAGGCGAAUGAAGUGGAAACGGAGCAAGAAGGCCAAAGAGCAAGCCGCACAGGAGGCUGAGAAUAAGAAAAACAACAAAAACGGACAGGAGAAAUCGGACGGACAGGAACAAACGGAUUAUCAAAAGACGAGUUCUGCCAAAAGUAACAGAAUAAGAGACUUCAGGGACAGUGACGAUGAUGAAGGUGACAACUUCCUGUACAACUCCUCGGAUUGCUCAUCGGACGACGAUAGAAACCACACCAGUGAUAUAAGCCCACAGCCUUGAUAUGGGUAAGGAUACAUGUAUUUUUGAAAAGCUAGCGGCCUACACUCCUUAAAUGUGAAUGACAUUUUCCACCUAACUGCAGCUGCAUGUACAGUAAUAACAACCUUCAAUCACCUA